ACACGAGAUGGCGCAUGGCCUAGUGCCUAGCCAGAAUUAAGGGUAAGGAUACACGUCAGAUUCGGUGUUCCGUCGCGGAAGGUUAUCUUAUUAAAACAAAGUUCUGCGAUUUUGAUAAUCGAGCAGCUGUCGCAUAAUUCUCAAAAAUGACAACGAAUAUGGAGGAUUUGCAGAAAUUAGAAGAAGAGGCGAUAGCCCGUGGCACGAAGUAUGUUACGAAUCUUUUGCAACGACCGGGUCAACUAGAGAAAAUCGACAUGUACAAACGUAGAAUAAGCAGGAAGAAGGCGUCCGUUGAGACUAUGCUUAAAACCGCGAUGAAAAGUCAAUUGGAUGGGGUCAGGGUGGGCUUCGAGCAACUGAAGAGUUCUCUGCAAAGUAUCGCCACCAUCAAGGACGACCUGGAUAACAUCAGCCAACAGUUCAGUUCUGUUCUGAAGCUCAGUUCCAGGUUGCAAGCGGUACAGGAGGAAAAUAUGCGCCAUUCUCAGUACGUUAUCGCCAAGGAGAACUUGAAGCACAUAUUCACAGUCCCUGAAAGUGUCGAGAAGACAAAGCAGUGGAUAAACGAAGGUAAAUUAUUACACGCUCAUCAGAGUCUCAUGGAUCUUGAGAAUUCCAGGGACGACUUGCUCUAUGAGCUACACAAGCUACCUAAUCAGUCACCAGCAGACACAGUUAUGUUAAAGGCAUAUUUUGAGGAUGUGGAAAUGCUUUCUCAACUUAUGGAGAAACAAAUAAGGUUGGUAUUGAGCCGUACUCUGAACACGGUAAGGAAAGAACCUACUGUUAUUGUAACACCUCUGAGAAUUAUAGAGAGGGAAGAGAAAGCUGAUCAGUUCGCCAUUCAGAGACACAAGCAGAGUGGAUUUAUGCCACCUGGUAGGCCUAAGAAGUGGAAGGAUAUGGCUAUGAAGGUACUUGAGAAGUCAGUAGCCAACAGGAUUGAAGGCACUCACGUGGAGGAGAGGGCAGAUAACAAGAUGUGGCUUGUAAGAUACUUAGAACUCACAAGACUCUUGAUCCUCGAGGAUCUGAGAGUAGUGAAGACUCUAUGUGGCCCCUGUUUCCCACCCUGGUACAACAUAGUGAGGACUUUCGUUAAAAUGUACCACACCAGCCUGUCCCAGCAUUUGAAGGAUAUAAUCGCCGGUGGUCUGGAAGGGAACGAGUACGUUUCUCUGCUGGCGUGGAUCAUGAACACUUACACGGGACCGGAGUUGAUGCAGCAUCCCGAAUUGAACAUCGACACGUCCGAUGUCGGGCCGCUCCUCAGUCCCGAGAUGAUAAAGGAUCUUCAGGAGAAGUACCUGCGGAAUAUGUGUCAGAAUUACGAGGACUGGAUGAGGAAGACACUGGAGACGGAGAAGUGCGAUUGGAGGAGCGGCAUCCUGCCCGAGAGCAGCACCCAAGAGCUGUACUAUCAUACCGCGGCGCCGGUCAUCAUCUUCCAGAUGAUCGAUCAAAAUCUCCAGGUCGCGAGGACCAUCAGUCCCAACUUGACGGCGGAAGCGUUGGUACUCUGCAUCGAACAGGUGACCAAAUACGGAUCCAUGUACAGACAAGCGAUAUUGGAGUUCAAGAUCAAGCACUUCGAGGACAGGAGCCAGGUACCUUACUUCACUCACCAUAUGAUCACAAUAGUGAAUAACUGCGUGCAGUUCACCGAGCUGGCGCAGCAGAUGAAGCAGCUUUACUGGGUGCCGAAUACCAGCGACGACGCGACCGUGAAAUUCGAGAAUCUCUUAGCGAAUUAUCAGCAGUUGAGGAACGAGGCCGCCGCUAUCCUGCUGCAGGAGUCCUUCCUGGAUCUGGAGCUGCACUUCCAGGACUUGAUCACGCCCAAGUGGCUGUCGUCGCCCAUCCCGGUGGAGACCAUCUGCGUCACUCUGGAGGAUUACUUUCAGGAUUACAAUCAUUUAAGCCCCAAGAACUUCGAGUACGUGAUCACCGAGGCGCAGAACCUGAUCGCGAAGCGUUACAUAUCCGCGAUGCUGCAGAGGAGGAUAUCGUUGAAAACCUACGACGAGUGCCUGACGUGCACGUCGAAAAUCAUGACCGAGGCGGACAAGCUGAAGAACUUCUUCGACAGGAUCGCGCCGAAGGUGGGGAACUUCAAUUCACCGUUCGAGAUAAUAAAGCGGCUCGCCGAGGUGCUGCGCUGCGAAGACUCGGAAAUACUCUCUCUCGAUUUGCACUCGCUGAUCGAGAAGUAUCCCGACAUGACCGAAGACCAUCUGAUCAGGCUGCUCGGCCUGAGGGGCGACAUAUCGCGAGCGGAAGCCCGGGAGAAGGUUUCUUACAUUGUCGAAGCUCAACGAAACCGAAAGCCCGGUCAAUCGAUCGCAAACAGCAUAUUCAAGCAGAUAGUUAUUCAGGACAGCUUCCUAGGUUGGAAGCCUUGAGAUUGGAGGAAGAACUUUCACGAAGUAAAAAUCAGAAGUGCUAACGGCUUCUCCGUGUAAUUAUUAUUAUCGUUUCUCGUGAAAUGAAUGUGUGUACGAAGCAGAGUAUAGGGGCGAAACGAUGCAUUUGUACUGCCGUGAGAAAGUUUCUUCAUAUUUACUGUAAUUAUAUAUCGUACGGAUCUCACGAUUUGUAGGAAAGAUUUAUCGGAAGUUUAUUUAUUCACGCUCAACACGCGCGUUCAGUUGUGUAGGAAACAUCACGGAAUCGUAAAUUAUAUGUAUAUAGAUGUGGUAAUACUCCUCGCAACCGCGCCUGUAUGAAAUAUAUUAAAAUGAUAAUUGUUAAGAAAUGCUUAACUAUCUUGCCAGUAAUCCGCCGAAUAUUUCCUAGUCUUCGCGUCAAAUUUAAUAAACGAUGUAAUUACAUUGUUUAUUAAAUUAAAACGUAAAAAUAUCAUUAGGGAUACCAAGAGAAUCCACUUUUCAUUUUAAAAAAAAAAAAAACAUGCCAUUUCCCACUUUUCUUUCCACCAAAUCCAAAAUUUAACUUUUAAGAAAUCUGUCUGCAUUUUGGUA
Molecule: messenger RNA, 2984 nt
Organism: Dinoponera quadriceps
Lineage: Eukaryota; Metazoa; Arthropoda; Insecta; Hymenoptera; Formicidae
Gene: Sec6
Product: exocyst complex component 3
Exons: 1
Coding region: 147-2405 (752 amino acids)
Biological process (GO): exocyst localization; exocytosis
Cellular component (GO): exocyst
Molecular function (GO): SNARE binding
Source: RefSeq, a predicted model, not a curated record